GAGGAUAAACAGCAUAGCACCUUGUCCUUCCGCCAAAAUCGACCUUUGGUACCUACAGUGACCUUCAAUAUCACCUCACUGCUGCCAAUCUCUAGUCCCCAAACUGAAUCGUCUGCUUCACACAAAACUCAGAUUCAAAGGGAAAUGCCUAUAUCUAGAGCCGAUCGUUCUUGCGAAAACCAGACAAAUCAAACAACUCCCUCCCAAUCCAAAACACAGCGACCGCAGAAACGCCAGCGUGAGCCAAAGCCGACCCCAUCGUUAGCCAAAAAACGCGGAAAACUGCGAGAUGCUCUUGAAACCCCAUUAAGUGGAGAACCAGAAGAUCGCCGUCGUAUGCAGAUUCGCCUAGCGCAAAGGGCGUAUCGCUCUCGUCAGCAGGCAACAAUUACAGACCUCAACAACCGCGUUUCCCAGCUGGAGACCAUCGUAGAUCAGAUGAGCCUUACUGUUCUGUCAUUCAGCGACCAGAUAGUUCAAUCUGGGGUACUGGAGUCAUACUCCGACCUGACAGCACAUUUACAUGAUACGAUGAAGACCUUUAUUUCUUUGGCAUCCGAAGCAAGCCCCGGCCACGAGACACAGGUUCCUGAUGUCCCCUCCCACAGUGAAGACUUGCCCCAGCCUUCAUCUCCCGACCCAAUACCGGCCCCGUCACCUAACAUCCCUCUCCCUUCGCCCCCGAAUCACAGCGGAUCAGAUCAUUUCACCAGUGACGCCUUCUCACAUACCUUCCAAUCAACAGGCGUCCCGGUCAUAGAAUUGCCUGAAUUUAUUAAAAGACUGAAUUUGGCAUGUCUCUACCAGGGGAACUUGGCUCUAUGCGACCAGUCCAUCGGUUUAGAUCGUCUUCAAAGGCCGUUCGGGUUCCUUUUCACCAUGAUGAACCGGGAGCGCCUCACAACUUACUUUAAAGCGAGAUUAGAUGCCGAAGUAAGCCAGAAACCGUUAGAUGGGUGGGAGGAAGUUCCCUUCUUCAGCUUGGGUAGUGCAGGAACCCACUAUCCCCGACUCUUAAUGCAGAGCCAGGCCGCAGGCCACUCUUUCCGCGGUUAUCAUGAAUGGGAUACGGUUCAGGAUCCCUUGUCGCUUGUCUCGCCAGAUAUUCAAGAGCAGCUAAGAGGGAAUUGGUUUGACUUGCAAGACCUUGAGGGAUUCCUCCGGGAGAAGGACGUGAAUCUGCUUUUGGGCUCUGAGAAGCCAAACCAAGUCUCACCAACGAAGACCGCUAUCAACAUCGCACGUCUGGUACCAGAACUAAUAAGCAGGGGAAUCUGCUUAGGUCGCACGCCUGGAUUUCAAUGCGAUGAUGUAGAAAAGGCCUUGCAGCAUGCAGAAAUCUCAUAA
Messenger RNA from Penicillium robsamsonii, 1347 nucleotides. RefSeq names its product bZIP transcription factor. Lineage: Eukaryota; Fungi; Ascomycota; Eurotiomycetes; Eurotiales; Aspergillaceae. Gene Ontology annotation, molecular function: DNA-binding transcription factor activity. The record is from RefSeq and is a predicted model, not a curated record. Gene Ontology annotation, biological process: regulation of DNA-templated transcription. The annotation marks the transcript as partial. The transcript is spliced from 3 exons.